This is a messenger RNA of Colletotrichum truncatum, 960 nucleotides long. Its product is annotated as urease accessory protein. Lineage: Eukaryota; Fungi; Ascomycota; Sordariomycetes; Glomerellales; Glomerellaceae. The record is from RefSeq and is a predicted model, not a curated record.
AUGCCUCACAAACACACUAGAAGGGAGCACGACCCAUCAUCGUUCGACCUUCCACCCAGUCAGGUCGCUAGACCUCUGCCUGUCAACAAGGGUCGCAAUGCUCAACAACCUGCUACAAACACAAAAACACAACACGACGGUAUUUCUAAGAAAAGAAAGAAGCGCUCUGGUGACGAUGACACUCCGAGAGCCUUCAAGCGCUUAAUGGCGUUUGCUCAGGGCAAGAAGCAACGUUCAGGCCUGGAUGACGGUCAGUUCACAAACAAGAAGAAGAGUUCGAAAAAGACGGAGAAAAAAGAAGAACCUGGCGUCGGUACCACGAAGGUUGAAAUGCCUACGAUCCGCCCGGGAGAGAGAAUGUCUGACUUCGCUGCCCGUGUUAAUGCAGCUUUACCGUUAUCCGGGCUUGUCACGAAGACAGUUAGAGAUGGAAAGGAUCCUGUUGGACUCAAGGUUCAAAGAACGCGCAAGGAGCGCAAAAUGCACAAGCUCUACGAUCAAUGGCGCGAAGAGGAUCGCAAAAUCAAGGAGAAGAAGGAAGAAGAGCUUGAGUUGGCUGCUGAACGAGAGUUGGAUGAAGAAAUCAACGGUGGCACUUUUGGCACUUUUGGCAUAACGCGGGCGGAUAUGGAUGAGCCUGGGCAGGUUGGAAAGAAGAAGAAGAAGAAGGGUAAAAAAGGCAAGGGCGCAAACCAUGAAGACGACCCUUGGGCUGAACUGAAGAAAAAGCGAGGAGAGGCCAAGGUAGGUCUUCAUGAUGUUGCACAGGCGCCCCCGGAGCUUCCAAAGGUCGCUAGAGAGAAGUUGUUAGUGCGGGGCGCUGCCGUGGAUGUCUCCAAUGUGCCAAAGUCUGCAGGAAGUUUGCGGAAGCGCGAGGAGCUCCAAGGAAUCCGAGAGGAGUUGGUUGCUGCGUAUAGAAAAGGAAGAGAACAGAAAUUAGCUCGAUUCUCUUCUUCUUAA